This is a messenger RNA of Acaromyces ingoldii, 1026 nucleotides long. Its product is annotated as NAD(P)-binding protein. NCBI's taxonomy places the organism in Eukaryota, Fungi, Basidiomycota, Exobasidiomycetes, Exobasidiales, Cryptobasidiaceae. The coding region runs from base 1 to 1026 and encodes 341 amino acids. The record is from RefSeq and is a predicted model, not a curated record. Gene Ontology annotation, molecular function: oxidoreductase activity, acting on the CH-OH group of donors, NAD or NADP as acceptor. The transcript has 3 exons.
AUGGUCUCUUUCACGCCCACCGACCGAGUCCUCGUCACGGGUGCCAAUGGCUACCUCGGCUCGACGAUUGUCAAGCAGCUGCUGAGCCGCGGCGUCCAUACGCGAGCUUCGGUGCGCUCUUCAGCUUCCGCUGAAGGGCUCAAAGCCGCUUUCCCCGACCAUCCCUUGCUGGAAAUCGUCUUUGUGCCAAGCCUGACAGAGGAAGGCGCCUUUGUUUCUGCGCUCAAAGACGUGACAUACGCCAUUCACACGGCCUCGCCACUGACCGAUCACUACACUGGCAAUGCGGACCGGGAUCUCUUUCAGCCAGCACUCAAGGGCACGACGACGAUUCUGAAGGACGGUCUUUCGAGUCCCACGCUCAAGAAGGUCGUCGUCACAAGCAGCAUCGCAGCGCUGCGCAACGAGGGCGAGCGAGUCUGGACAGAAGAGACGUGGAACCCUGUGACGCGCGAAGUGGCCCUGGAGCUCGAGCGCAAUGCGAGCGGCGACCCCGCCACACCGUUGCGGAUCUAUGGUGCUUCCAAGACAUUUGCCGAAAAGGCCGCGUGGGAUUGGUACGGGGCUGCCAAGCCGUCGUUUGCGCUCACGACGGUGCUUCCAAACUUUCUCGUGGGCGAGGCUGCGCUCCGCGAGGACAGCAUCAAGAGUCCCACCGCCCAGCUGCUCUGGGAUGCCCUAGUCAGCAAGGGAAGAGCACCGUCGAUGAGCGGCCGCUCUGGCUAUGUCGACGUCCGUGACGUGGCCAAAAUUCACAUUGAUGCGCUGCUCGAGCAGACCACCGAUUCCAAGCGGCUCUUGGCCGUCGGCGACGCGGCGACCAACUUCGAGGUGAAAAAGGUCGCACACAACCUCAGGCCAAAUCUGUUUGGCAGCGUCGAGGGAGAAGAUCCCGAGGCGCAAGAGAAGAAGAGUUGGCCGCAGGUGGAGAAGAAUCAAUUUGCCAAGGACCGCAUCAGGCCGUUCGAGGAGAUCUUGGCCGAAUUCAUCGACUAUGUAACGGAGAACAAGCUGGCGGCUCUUUAG